Messenger RNA from Coniosporium apollinis CBS 100218, 3072 nucleotides. RefSeq names its product Pro-apoptotic serine protease NMA111. The transcript has 5 exons. The record is from RefSeq and is a predicted model, not a curated record. Gene Ontology annotation, molecular function: protein binding; serine-type endopeptidase activity. Bases 1 to 3072 code for a protein of 1023 amino acids. Gene Ontology annotation, biological process: proteolysis. NCBI's taxonomy places the organism in Eukaryota, Fungi, Ascomycota, Dothideomycetes.
AUGGACUCCUCCAUCGAAACCCGCAGCAAGCGUAAACAACCACCGACACCCUCAAACGAUCGUCCGAUGAAGCAAAGAAGACCGGAAGUACAAUACGUUAACGGGUCCGCGUCGGACUCGCCGGUCAACGGCCUGCUCAACCACGCGGAUCUGGACUAUGAGAGCGACGAUGCGCCGUCCAUAGCACACAUCGCCGCGACUGCGGACACGGCAGAGUGGCAGGCUACUAUAGAGAAUGUCGUCAAGAACGUUGUCUCCAUACACUUUUGUCAGACUUGCUCCUUUGAUACGGACGCGGCCGUUUCGAGCGAGGCUACGGGCUUUGUGGUGGACGCGGAGAAGGGCUAUAUUCUUACGAAUAGGCAUGUUGUAGGCGCGGGCCCGUUCUGGGGCUACUGCAUUUUCGACAAUCAUGAGGAGUGCGACGUCUGGCCUGUCUACCGCGACCCCGUCCACGACUUCGGUAUCCUUAGGUUCGACCCCAAGGCGAUUAAGUACAUGCCAAUAGCCGCCUUGCAGCUACGGCCCGACCUUGCCAAAGUGGGCGCCGAGAUCCGCGUCGUAGGUAAUGACGCUGGAGAGAAGCUCAGUAUUCUUUCUGGCGUGAUCAGCCGUCUCGACCGUAACGCACCGGAAUAUGGAGAGGGCUACAGCGAUUUUAAUACCAACUACAUCCAAGCGGCAGCCGCGGCCAGCGGAGGCAGCUCAGGCAGUCCAGUAGUCAAUAUUGAUGGCUAUGCCGUGGCUCUUCAAGCCGGCGGCAGGGCUGAUGGCGCGGCAACCGACUAUUUCCUGCCUCUCGACCGACCCCUUCGCGCGCUCGAAUGUAUACAAAGAGGAGAACACGUGGCUCGCGGUACAAUACAAACACAGUGGAUUCUGAAGCCGUUUGAUGAGUGCCGCAGGCUCGGCUUAACACCUGACUGGGAGGCUGCCAUCCGCGAAAGCUUUCCGAAGGAGACGGGAAUGCUCGUAGCGGAGGUUGUGCUUCCGAAGGGUCCAGCAGACCAAAACCUUGAAGAGGGCGAUCUUCUGAUCAAAGUCAACGGCGAGCUUUUGACUCAGUUUAUUCGCCUGGAUGCAAUUCUGGACUCCAGCGUAGGGGGCAAAAUCAGGCUCCUGGUGCAGCGUGGCGGGCAGGACAUGGAAGUUGAGCUUAACGUGGGAGAUCUCCACGCUAUUACACCUGACCGAUUCGUCUCGGUGGCAGGAGCUGCUUUCCAUGACCUCUCUUACCAACAAGCUAGGCUCUAUGCUAUUGCUACCAAUGAGCAUGGCGUAUUCGUGGCCGAAGCAUCAGGGUCCUUCAAAUUUGAGGGUAGCGAGUCUGGCUGGCUAGUCCAGUCUGUUGACCACAAGGACACACCUGACCUGGAAACUUUUGUCGAGGUCAUGAAGACCAUACCCGACCGCGCCCGCAUCGUAGUAACCUACAAACACCUCCGCGAUCUACACACUCUCAACACCUCCAUCAUCACUAUCGACCGUCAUUGGAGCCGUAAGAUGCGCCUCGCCAAGCGUAAUGACACCACCGGACUCUGGGAUUUCACCGACAUUGCCGACGCCCUGCCCCCCACCAAGCCCGUUGCCCGUAAAGCUAAUUUCAUUCGAAUGGACAGCGCAAAGUACGCUAACGCGGUAGACAUCGUCCGCUCCUUCGUCCGCGUUGUAGCCAACAUGCCCAUCAAGCUUGACGGCUUCCCUCGCGCGCGAAAGAUCGGACAUGGGCUCGUCGUGGACGCCGAGAAGGGUCUCGUACUAGCAAGCCGAGCCAUCAUCCCCUACGACCUCUGCGACGUAUCCCUAACGUUCGCGGACUCGAUCAUCGUGGACGCGAAAGUGCUAUUCAUGCAUCCCCUGCAGAACUACUGCAUCGUGCAAUAUGACCCCUCCCUCGUGCAAGCGCCCGUCAAGACCCCGACCUUCGCCACCGAGCCGAUCAAGCAGGGCGAAGAGACCGUCUUCUUCGGUUUCAACCAGAACCUCCGCCCAGUGGUUGCCAAUACUGUCGUUACGGACAUUACGACUGUCGCGAUCCCCGCCAGCGCCUCAACGCCCCGCUACAGAGCUAUCAACCUGGACGCCGUGACCGUCGACACGUCGCUGGCGUCGCAAUGCGGCACAGGCGUGCUGGUGGCUGAGGACGGCACCGUGCAGGCCCUGUGGCUGACAUACUUGGGCGAGCGGUCCAGCCACAGCGGCAAGGACAUGGAGUACCACCUCGGCCUCUCGACGCCCAUGGUCCUGCCGAUCCUGGAGCAGGUCCGCAAAGGCGAGAAGCCGCGGCUUAGGAUCCUGAAUGUCGAAACGAACACUGUGCAGAUGAGCCAGGUGCGCACAAUGGGCGUCAGCGAGGAGUGGAUCGAGCGCGUCGAGCGUGAGGACCCGGAGCGCCAUCAGCUGUUCAUGGUCAGAAAAGUGGACAGUGGCCACAAGGAAGGGCUGCAGGAGGGCGACGUGGUGCUCACUCUCAACGGCAAGUUGAUUACGAGAGUCCAGCAUCUGGAUAUCAUGUACGACAACGAGGUUCUGGACGCAGUGAUUGUGCGGAAGAGGAAGGAGAUGCGGAUUAAGGUCCCGACGGUGCCGACGGAGGAUUUGGAGACGGAUCAGUGUGUCGUGUUUUGUGGGGCGGUGCUACAUCGGCCGCAUCAUGCUGUCAGGCAGCAGAUCAGCAAGGUGCAUAGUGACAUUUAUGUCAGCGGACGGAUGCGCGGCUCCCCCGCCUACGCCUACGGCCUCGCCCCCACAAACUUCAUAACCCACGUCAACGGCGUCCCGACGCCCGACCUCGACUCCUUCCUGGCCGAGUCCGCAAAGAUUCCAGACAACACCUACUUCCGGCUCAAAGUCAUGACCUUUGACAACGUCCCCUGGGUCGCCACCAUGAAGAAAAACGAGCACUACUUCCCGACCGUUGAGGUCGUCAAGGACGCCGCCGAGGACCUGGGCUGGAAAAGGAUCGUGCAUGAGUGUGAGAAGGGAGGCGCGGGGAUGGAGGCAGUGGUUGAGGGGAGUGGAGCGGAUGUGGGGGACGAGAUGGAGGUUGCGGAGGGGGAGCCUUGUGCGUGA